Messenger RNA from Raphanus sativus (radish), 4588 nucleotides. RefSeq names its product ABC transporter G family member 32. Gene Ontology annotation, molecular function: ATP binding; ABC-type transporter activity; ATP hydrolysis activity. The transcript is spliced from 22 exons. The record is from RefSeq and is a predicted model, not a curated record. Bases 110 to 4372 code for a protein of 1420 amino acids. NCBI's taxonomy places the organism in Eukaryota, Viridiplantae, Streptophyta, Magnoliopsida, Brassicales, Brassicaceae. Gene Ontology annotation, cellular component: membrane.
AUCUCGUGGGUGAGAGAGAGAAUAAACUAACAGAAGAAAGAGAGAGCAAAGCAAAUCUCAUUUCGUCCUUUUCUUCUUCUUCUCAAGUCUUGUCUCUGUGUACUUUGUGAUGUGGAACUCGACGGAGAACGCAUUCUCGCGUUCGACGUCGUUUAAAGACGAAGUAGAGGAAGAAGAAGAGCUUAGAUGGGUGGCGUUGCAGCGUCUGCCUACUUACUCUCGGAUCCGACGUGGCAUUUUCAGGGAUAAGAUCGGUGAGCAUAAAGAGAUCAGAAUUGGUAACCUCGAAGCUAGCGACCAGCGUCUUCUGCUCGACCGCCUUGUUAAUUCCGUCGACCAUGAUCCUCAACUCUUCUUCGCUCGCGUCAGAAAAAGAUUCGACGCAGUGGACUUGAAAUUCCCCAAGAUUGAAGUUCGGUUUCAGAAUCUGAUGGUGGAAUCAUUCGUUCAUGUGGGAAGUCGAGCGUUACCAACAAUUCCUAAUUUCAUCAUUAACAUGGCUGAAGCGUUUUUAAGGAACAUACGUUUGUAUGGUGGGAAAAGAAGCAAACUAACCAUCUUAGACAAUGUCAGUGGCAUCAUUAGACCUUCGAGACUGACACUCCUUCUCGGUCCUCCAAGUUCCGGAAAGACAACACUACUCUUAUCUUUAGCUGGACGCCUUGGAAACACUCUUCAGACAUCAGGGAAAAUAACAUACAACGGAUACGAUCUCAAAGAGAUAGUUGCCCCUAGGACAUCUGCGUACGUCAGCCAACAAGAUUGGCACGUGGCAGAGAUGACAGUUAGGCAAAAUCUCGAGUUUGCUGGUCGUUGUCAAGGUGUUGGAUUCAAAUAUGAUAUGCUAGUGGAGCUAGCAAGAAGGGAAAAGCUUGCAGGAAUAGUACCAGAUGAAGAUCUUGAUAUAUUUAUGAAGUCUUUAGCUCUCGGGGGACAAGAGACAAGCCUCGUCGUGGAGUAUAUUAUGAAGAUCUUAGGGUUGGACACAUGUGCUGACACAUUGGUUGGUGAUGAGAUGAUCAAAGGAAUCUCAGGAGGACAGAAGAAACGGCUCACGACAGGGGAACUGUUAGUAGGUCCAGCAAGAGUCCUUUUCAUGGAUGAAAUAUCCAACGGUUUAGAUAGUUCAACGACUCAUCAGAUAAUCAUGCAUCUGAGGCAUUCGACUCACGCGCUUGAAGGAACCACUGUCAUCUCUUUGCUUCAACCUUCUCCCGAGACAUACGAGUUGUUCGAUGAUGUUAUCCUUAUGUCCGAGGGACAGAUCAUCUACCAGGGCCCACGUGAAGAGGUUCUUGACUUCUUUUCUUCCUUGGGGUUCACCUGCCCUGAGAGGAAGAACGUGGCUGAUUUCUUGCAAGAGGUAACUUCCAAGAAAGACCAGCAGCAGUACUGGUCAGUCCCUUUUAGGCCUUACCGCUACGUACCACCAGGGAAGUUUGCUGAAGCUUUUCGUUCGUUUCAAACCGGUAAGAAGUUGGCAAAGAAACUUGACGUUCCCUUUGACAAACGUUUCAACCAUUCAGCCGCUUUGUCUACAUCUCAAUACGGUGUUAAGAGGAGUGAACUUCUCAAGAUCAACUUCUCUUGGCAGAAGCAACUCAUGAAGCAGAAUGCAUUUAUUUACGUCUUCAAGUUCGUGCAGCUUCUUUUAGUUGCACUGAUCACGAUGACCGUCUUUUGCCGGACAACGAUGCAUCACAGCACUAUAGAUGAUGGCAACAUAUAUCUUGGGUCGCUUUACUUCUCCAUGGUGAUCAUUCUCUUUAACGGAUUCACAGAGGUUCCAAUGCUGGUAGCCAAGCUUCCGGUUCUUUAUAAGCACCGAGACUUGCAUUUUUACCCGAGCUGGGCUUAUACGUUACCUUCCUGGCUUUUGAGUAUUCCUACUUCAGUUAUAGAGUCUGCCACAUGGGUGGCAGUCACGUAUUAUACAAUCGGAUACGAUCCAAACUUCUCCAGGUUUCUUCAGCAGUUCUUGCUGUAUUUCCUUCUGCAUCAGAUGUCAUUGAGUCUUUUCCGUGUGAUGGGUUCUUUAGGCCGACAUAUGAUAGUUGCUAAUACGUUUGGGUCUUUUGCAAUGCUGGUGGUCAUGACUCUUGGAGGCUUUAUAAUUUCCAGAGAUAGCAUACCCACUUGGUGGAUUUGGGGUUACUGGGUCUCUCCGUUGAUGUAUGCUCAAAACGCUGCUUCUGUGAACGAGUUUCUCAGUCCUUCUUGGCAAAAGAGAGCUGGGAAUCACACCAGCGACUCUCUUGGUGUGGCAUUGCUACGAGAAAGAAGUUUGUUCUCUGAGAAGUAUUGGUAUUGGAUUGGUGUUGGUGCUUUGCUCGGAUACACCAUUCUUUUCAAUUUGCUCUUUACAUUCUUCUUAGCUUACCUCAACCCUUUGGGUAAGUUACAAGCUGUUGUAUCCAGAGAAGAGUUGGACGAGAGAGAUAGGAAAAGGAAAGGAGAUGAGUUUGUUGUGGAACUAAGAGAGUACUUACAGCAUUCAGGCUCACUACAUGGAAAGUAUUUCAAGAAUAGAGGCAUGGUUCUACCGUUUCAACCCCUCUCUUUGUCCUUCAGCAAUAUCAAUUACUAUGUGGAUGUUCCCUUGGGACUAAAAGAACAAGGGAUACUAGAAGAUAGAUUGCAGCUGCUUGUGAAUAUUACUGGAGCUUUUAAACCAGGCGUGCUUACAGCGUUGGUGGGAGUAAGUGGUGCUGGCAAAACAACGCUCAUGGAUGUUUUAGCCGGAAGAAAAACCGGUGGGACAAUCGAAGGAGAUGUGUACAUAUCUGGUUUCCCAAAAAGGCAAGAAACUUUUGCAAGAAUCUCAGGUUACUGUGAGCAGAACGAUGUUCACUCUCCAUGCCUCACUGUUGUUGAGUCUCUGCUUUUCUCUGCAUGCCUUCGUUUACCAUCAGAUAUUGACUCUGAGACACAAAAGGCAUUUGUCCAUGAGGUGAUGGAGCUAGUGGAGCUAAACUCAUUGAGUGGAGCAUUGGUGGGACUACCUGGAGUUGAUGGCUUAUCAACCGAACAGAGGAAAAGGUUGACUAUUGCGGUUGAGCUAGUUGCAAACCCUUCUAUAGUGUUUAUGGAUGAGCCAACUUCGGGAUUGGAUGCAAGAGCUGCUGCCAUUGUGAUGAGGACUGUGAGAAAUAUUGUUAACACUGGACGAACCAUCGUCUGCACCAUUCAUCAGCCUAGCAUUGAUAUUUUCGAAUCAUUCGACGAACUUUUGUUCAUGAAACGUGGUGGUGAACUUAUAUACGCUGGUCCACUUGGCCAGAGAUCUUGUGACCUUAUCAAAUAUUUCGAGUGUAUUGAAGGGGUGCAAAAGAUCAAAGCCGGGCAUAAUCCAGCAGCAUGGAUGCUUGAUGUCACCUCAACGACAGAGGAAGAACGACUUGGUCUUGAUUUUGCUGAAAUUUACAAGAACUCAAAUCUGUGUCGACGCAACAAGGAGCUGGUGGAAGGCCUCAGCAAGCCAAGUAAUGUAUCAAAAGAACUCGAGUUUCCGACCAGAUACUCUCAGUCUUUCUACAGUCAGUUUGUUGCUUGCCUGUGGAAACAAAACCUGUCUUAUUGGCGAAACCCGCAGUACACCGCGGUCCGGUUCUUUUACACUGUGGUCAUCUCUCUCAUGCUUGGCACAAUCUGUUGGAAAUUCGGCGCCAAGAGGGACACUCAACAAGAUUUAUUCAACUCAAUGGGAUCGAUGUACGCUGCGGUUCUCUUCAUUGGAAUCACUAACGCAACUGCUGCACAGCCAGUUGUUUCCAUUGAAAGAUUUGUUUCGUACCGCGAGAGAGCAGCGGGAAUGUACUCUGCACUUCCCUUUGCAUUUGCACAGGUGUUUAUAGAGUUUCCGUACGUGCUAGCCCAAUCAACUAUAUACAGUAGCAUAUUCUAUGCGAUGGCCUCAUUCGAAUGGUCGGCUGUGAAGUUCUUGUGGUACUUAUUCUUCAUGUACUUUUCUAUAAUGUACUUCACAUUCUACGGGAUGAUGACCACAGCCAUCACCCCGAACCACAACGUUGCCUCUAUUAUUGCUGCCCCUUUCUACAUGCUCUGGAACCUCUUCAGCGGUUUCAUGAUCCCUUACAAGAGGAUACCAUUAUGGUGGAGAUGGUACUAUUGGGCAAACCCGGUGGCGUGGACACUGUACGGUUUAUUGGUGUCACAGUACGGGGAUGAUGAGAGAGAGGUGAAGCUAUCGGACGGUGUUCAUAAAGUCAUGGUGAAACAACUACUCGAGGAAGUGAUGGGAUACAAACAUGACUUCCUUGGUGUCUCUGCUAUUAUGGUCGUAGCCUUUUGCGUCUUCUUCUCGGUCGUCUUUGCUUUCUCCAUUAAAACCUUCAAUUUCCAAAGAAGAUGAUUGAUUACCAGUUUCUCAACAUAUCAAACCAACUCUCUUUACAUUUUAUUAAUCUAUACAUAUACCAAAACAGACCAGCCUAUUUAUUUAUUUGUAUAUUGGAGAUUUCAUGCCCCCAAAAAUGUUGGGGGUAUUGCUGUAUAACUUUCUUCCACUCUUACAUGUAAGGAUCAAUAAGAGCUUUUGUGUUGUGUAUUAUUUUUUAUCUUCUGAUCA